This is a messenger RNA of Penicillium angulare, 1152 nucleotides long. Its product is annotated as NAD-dependent epimerase/dehydratase family protein. The record is from RefSeq and is a predicted model, not a curated record. Lineage: Eukaryota; Fungi; Ascomycota; Eurotiomycetes; Eurotiales; Aspergillaceae. The transcript has 3 exons. The coding region runs from base 1 to 1152 and encodes 383 amino acids.
AUGGACAAAAAGCCUGCGGUUCUGAUUAUCGGUGGUCUCGGCUUCAUCGGUCGUCACCUGGCGCUCUAUAUUCAUGAGAAUAACCUUGCUUCCGAAGUUCGCUUGGUCGAUAAAGUCCUUCCGCAAUUAGCCUGGUUAGCCCCCGAGUUCGAGGAAGCUUGCUCUAAAGACAAGUUUGUUCAGGCCGAUGCUAGUCGUGAACAACAUCUAUCCCGCGUUUUCGAUCGAGCCAAUGGCGAAGAAUUCGACUAUGUCAUUAACUGUGGCGGAGAGACCCGCCAUUCGCAACCCGACGACGUCUACGAGGUACGCAGCUGUGGCCUCAGUGUUACCCUCGGCAAGGAAUGUGCCCGUCGUGGUAUCCCCGCAUUCAUCGAGACCUCUACCGCGCAUGUCUACAAGAGCGGAUCUUCUCCACGUAAGGAGUCCGACAAGCUGCAACCAUGGCAUAAACUCGCCAAGUGGAAGUUGAAGGCCGCCGAUGAGCUGUUGAAGAUCCCUGAUCUGCAGUACUGUGCUUUGCGCUUGCCCCACGUCUACGGCGAAUACAACCCCGGUUAUUUCGCCAUGGCCAUCUGUUUAGCCCGUGUACACUUGGAAUUGGGACAGGAUCUGGAGCUGCUUUACUCAAAGGAUGUGAAGGUCAACACCUUGCACGUGAAGGAUGCUGCGAGCGCCCUGUGGCGCGCGGCUGAAUGGCGUGCAUCUGUUGGCAAGCUUGACUCGCCCGACUCGAAAGCGCCAGAGACGUUCAAGGGUUCAAAGGCGAUCAUUGCUUUCAACGUGGUCGACCACAAUGACACACAACAACAGCAUGUGGCUAAUGCCCUGGCUGAGGUGUUCGGCCUCAAGGUAACUUUCACUGGUUCGCUCGUUUCACAGCUGGCUAAGAUGAACCUUGAUGAUGUUGUCGAGGACAUGAACGAAGUCAGUCUGCAAGAGUGGGCCGAUCUCAUUGAGAAGAGCAAUGUCUCGCGCCCCGGCCCGAUCGGUCCUUUCCUCGAGCGCGACGUUCUCAAGGACCAGGAUAUGUCAAUCGAUGGUUCGUUCUUUGAGAAGACAACAGGAUGGAAGCCCAAACAUGAGAAGUUUGAUGCCAGCAGUAUCCGCGAGAUGGUAGAAAGCUACAAGCGGAUGGGCUGGUGGCCAUAA